GGUCAGUCGUAAAACAGAAGUCGUGGAAAGCGGAAAGAAAGAAUGUUCGAUUUGACGGGCAAGCAUGUCUGCUAUGUGGCGGAUUGCGGAGGAAUUGCACUGGAGACCAGCAAGGUUCUCAUGACCAAGAACAUAGCGAAACUUGCUAUUUUGCAGAGUGUGGAGAACCCCCAGGCCAUCGCUCAGCUGCAGUCGAUAAAGCCGAGUACCCAGAUAUUUUUCUGGACCUACGAUGUGACCAUGGCCAGGGAGGAAAUGAAGAAGUACUUCGAUGAGGUGAUAGUCCAAAUGGACUAUAUUGAUGUUCUGAUCAAUGGAGCGACCUUGUGCGAUGAGAACAACAUCGAUGCCACCAUCAAUACAAAUCUAACUGGAAUGAUGAACACUGUGGCCACGGUGUUGCCCCAUAUGGACAAAAAAAUGGGAGGAUCUGGUGGUCUCAUUGUGAAUGUUACCUCGGUCAUAGGAUUGGAUCCUUCGCCAGUCUUUUGCGCCUACAGUGCUUCGAAAUUUGGUGUUAUUGGGUUUACCAGGAGUCUAUCGGACCCUCUUUAUUAUACCCAAAACGGAGUCGCUGUCAUAGCCGUUUGUUGUGGUCCUACUAGGGUCUUUGUGGAUCGGGAACUAAAAGCCUUUUUGGAGUACGGACAAUCCUUUGCCGAUCGCCUGCGUCGAGCUCCCUGCCAAUCCACCUCGGUUUGUGGACAGAAUAUUGUCAGUGCCAUCGAGAGAUCGGAGAAUGGUCAGAUAUGGAUUGCCGAUAAGGGUGGACUGGAGUUGGUCAAGUUGCACUGGUACUGGCAUAUGGCCGAUCAGUUCUUGCACUAUAUGCAGAGCAACGAUGAGGAGGAUCAAGAUUAAUUUCGAAUCAAA
Molecule: messenger RNA, 873 nt
Organism: Drosophila subpulchrella
Lineage: Eukaryota; Metazoa; Arthropoda; Insecta; Diptera; Drosophilidae
Product: alcohol dehydrogenase-related 31 kDa protein
Exons: 3
Coding region: 43-861 (272 amino acids)
Cellular component (GO): cytoplasm
Molecular function (GO): oxidoreductase activity, acting on the CH-OH group of donors, NAD or NADP as acceptor
Source: RefSeq, a predicted model, not a curated record